GCCACGUGCUAGAUCACAUGGCAGUCUCAUUGUUUGAAAAGGUUGAAAAAAUUAUCAUAUAAUAGUGACCAAUAUGCGUUAAAAAUACGAAGAUUUUUUAAAAGAGUUUGGAAGAUGUGUAGUUUAUCAAUUUAACAUGUCACAAAAUGUUGUGAAAGAAAAAGUUGGGGGAAUGGAGGAGCAAAAACCUCCUUCGAAACAAUGUCAAAUUGAAGGUUGUGUUGAGAUUAGUGUGGGCUCAAAAGUUCCUUUAUGUCGAAAACAUCGAAAUAAAACGUACAAACAAAAUUAUAAAAAGAAGAAGAGGAAUGCUGAAGGAAAUUUUGAAGAAAAAUCAAAGGAGAUUGUGAUUGAUGAUCAAUAUCUCCUGGAACAAAAACAUUCAAACAUGUUACAAGAUGUUCUAACCCAGAAGCAAAUGGAACUGUUUGAAUCACCUUCAGUUGUGCGAUUAUUGAAAAGUUAUCAAAAUAAAGUUCUUGCCAGUAAUACCCAUCCAACUGCAACAUCAUAUCUUAUGAAUGAAUCACAAAUGAGCACUUCUUGUGAACAGAUAACCCAGUCAACAGAAGGUAUAGUAUCAAACCCCAGCCUGUUUUCCUCGGAAACAGAAAACAUGCAACCUCAAAAUGAAGUCAUACAAGUUAUGAAUUCUUCAACUGAUUUUUCAUCAUGUUAUAACUUUGCUUGGAGUCAAGAUGAACUUUCGUUAUUACCUUGUGACAUGAUAGCAAGCCUAGAAACAACAAUACCUUAUCCUAAUACAACCUCAUCAACCACUACAACAUUGGAAGUAGCGGCGCAACAAACCCCAACUACAACACAAAAACCCUAG
Dendronephthya gigantea is the source of this 835-nucleotide messenger RNA. RefSeq lists its product as uncharacterized. Lineage: Eukaryota; Metazoa; Cnidaria; Anthozoa; Malacalcyonacea; Nephtheidae. Gene Ontology annotation, cellular component: nucleus. The record is from RefSeq and is a predicted model, not a curated record. The transcript has 4 exons. The coding region runs from base 137 to 835 and encodes 232 amino acids. Gene Ontology annotation, biological process: regulation of transcription by RNA polymerase II.